Syzygium oleosum is the source of this 3669-nucleotide messenger RNA. RefSeq names its product pentatricopeptide repeat-containing protein At2g27610. NCBI's taxonomy places the organism in Eukaryota, Viridiplantae, Streptophyta, Magnoliopsida, Myrtales, Myrtaceae. Gene Ontology annotation, biological process: RNA modification. The transcript has a single exon. The record is from RefSeq and is a predicted model, not a curated record. The coding region runs from base 237 to 2861 and encodes 874 amino acids. Gene Ontology annotation, molecular function: RNA binding; zinc ion binding; protein binding.
GGAGCUAACGGAAGCAUAAUAACCUUAAAUUACCAUCCACCAAUGGGAGGUGUAUUCAGACAUUGGCCGACCUUCUCUUGCAUGCGAGACGUGGGAAUCACGUUGUGCUCUGUCGGCCUCUGGUGACACUCCAAAGCGAUCCCCUCGCCGUUUCGCUCCUCUGUUUACUCAGAAAACGCGAGCCUUUUCAGUCCUCUGGUGACCCUGGUCGUACCCUCUGCCAUCCCCUCGAGAGCAUGACCGGGAGUUCUUCGUCCAUAAGGACGCUGGGAAAAUGUCAAAGAACGCGAUUCUUGGAAAACCCAUCAUGGACUUUGCAUCGGCGCGCCAUAAUUGCUCGAUCCGAUUCCACUGGCGAACCGCCCUGUCCCGAGACUUUAAUUUCUCCCGGAGCGCGCCAUUUGUUCGACAGAAGUCCCCAACGAGCGCAAACAGGGUACGGUCGCUCGCUUGCUGAGUAUUCUCGCUACUGUCUAAACCAAGGUCCCCUCGAUCUCUUCGCGAGUGUCCACAGGUGGGGUUUGCCCGUGGAUGGAUCCGCUCUGUCGUGCGUGAUCAAUGCCUGCGCGAACUCGUUCGAUCAAAACGCUGGCAAACAAGUGCACUGUCAAUGUGUAAAGUCAGGUUUUUUGGAGGAUGUCAGCGUUGGGUCUUCUCUCGUUGAUAUGUACAUGAAAACUGAAAGUGUCAAGGAUGGAAGGAGAGCGUUUGAUGAGACGGCGGGCAAAAAUGUCGUGUCCUGGACUUCGCUGUUGUCUGGCUAUACACGAAAUAGUUUGAACGGAGAGGCAGUGGAAUUGUUUCGUAGAAUGCAAGUAGAAGGGAUUAAACCGAAUGCAUUUACCUAUACAGCCGUUCUUGGAGCUUUAGCGGAUGAUGGAAUAGCUGAAAAGGGGAUCCAGUUACAUGCUAUGGUAAUUAAGGACGGUUUUGCAUCAACUACUUAUGCGGGGAAUUCUUUGAUCAAUAUGUACUCAAAGGUUGGGAUGGUUAGAGAUGCUAGAGCUGUUUUCGAUAUGAUGGAAAAUAAGGAUGCAGUUUCAUGGAAUAGCAUGAUAUCUGGCUAUGUUGCCAAUGGACAUGAUAUGGAAGCUCUUGCCAUGUUUCAUUCAAUGAGAAAUGCUGAAGUUAGCCUCAGCCAAUUGACUUUUGCUAAUGUCAUCAAGUUAUGUGCUAAUAUUCGAGAGAUCGGCUUUGCAAGACAGCUUCAUUGCCAGGUAGUGAAGAUGGGGCUUGAAUUCGACGAUAAAGUUAGGAAGGCACUCAUUGUUGCCUAUAGUAAGUGCUGUGAAAUGGAUGAUGCCUUCAAGAGUUUUUCGUCGGUGUCUAGAUUUCAAGAUGUGGUCUCAUGGACUGCCAUCAUUACUGGGUACUUGCAAAACGGUCAAGCUGCACAAGCGGUUGAUUUAUUUUUUCAAAUGAGAAGAGAAGGAGAAAAGCCUAACGAUUUUACUUAUUCCCUGAUCCUUGGAGCCCAGCCCCUAAUUUCUCCUUAUGAAGUGCAUGCACAAGUCAUUAAAACCAAUUAUCAGUCGUCGUCUACCGUAGGAACUGCACUUUUAGAUGCUUAUGUUAAGAUAGGGUCCACUGAUGCUGCUGCAAACGUUUUUAAAUCAGUUCAAGAGAAGGAUGUCAUUUCAUGGUCGGCAAUGUUGGCUGGUUAUGCACUAUCAGGGGACACAGAAAAUGCCGUAAAAAUUUUCCUUCAGUUGUGCAAAGAAGGGGUCAGACCAAAUGAGUUUACAUAUUCAAGUGUAAUUAAUGCUUGUGCAGCUCCUUCAGCAGCAGUGGAACAGGGGAAGCAGUUACAUGCAUGCUCAAUCAAAUCAGCAUAUAGUGAUGCUUUAUGUGUAAGUAGUGCGGUUCUUACUAUGUAUGCAAAGAGAGGAAAUAUUGAGAGCGCAAGCAAAGUGUUUCAGAGACAAAGGGAUAGGGACUUAGUAUCCUGGAAUUCCAUGAUAUCUGGAUAUGCACAGCAUGGUCAUGCAAAGAAGGCUCUAGAGGUAUUCAAGGAAAUGCAAAGGCAGAAGAUGACAAUGGAUAGCAUCACAUUCAUUGGUGUGAUUUCUGCCUGUACUCAUGGCGGUUUUGUGGAGGAAGGCGAAAGAUACUAUGAUAUGAUGGUCAAAGAUCACCAAAUCAGUCCGACAAUGGAGCACUAUUCUUGCAUGGUUGACUUGUACAGUCGAGCGGGAAUGCUAGAGAAAGCCAUGGAUACCAUAAAUGGGAUGCCAUACCCAGCAAGUGCACCUGUUUGGCGAUCUAUCUUAGCCGGUUGUCAUGUUCAGCGGAAUUUGGAGCUUGGGAAACUGGCAGCUGAGAAGCUCAUCUCCCUUCAGCCUGAUCACUCUUCCUCGUAUGUCUUGCUGUCCAAUAUUUAUGCGGCUGCAGGCAAAUGGAAAGAGAGAGCUGAAGUAAGGAAAAUGAUGGAUGAAAGGAAGGUAAGAAAGGAAGCUGGAUAUAGCUGGAUUGAGGUGAAGAACAAGACCUACUUUUUCUUGGCCAGUGAUGUUUCACAUCCAAUGCAGGAUAGUAUUUAUGCAAAACUCGAAGAGUUGGGUGUUCGUCUGAGGGAUUAUGGUUAUCGGCCUGAUACAAACUACGUUCUUCAUGAUGUUGAAGAGGAACAUAAAGAAGCGAUCUUGUCUCAACACAGUGAGAGGCUGGCUCUUGCUUUUGGAUUGAUUGCUACAUCUCCAGAAACUCCCAUCCAGAUUUCGAAGAAUCUUAGAGUGUGUGGGGACUGCCAUAACGUCAUAAAGUUGGUGUCCAUGAUUGAAAGGAGAGAGAUUAUUGUUAGGGAUUCAAACCGAUUCCAUCACUUUAAUAGCGGUUCAUGCUCUUGUGGCGAUUACUGGUAAUACUGCAGAGAUUCAUUGAAAAGUGAUAUAAGGCCUUCCGUGCUAAGCCAGCGCUCGUUUACUUUUCACGUCUAAACUUAAGGAAGACGCGCGAAGAUUGACUGCUCGAUGUCUCAAUCGAAAAAAGAUAACUUGAGUAUUCAUUUUAUGGUUAUUCGACUGGAAGGAUAAACAAAUUGAAGAAUCGACAAUUACUUGGGCAUGUGAGGAUUGUUCAGUUCAGUUGGCAGGUCGAUCACCUGAAAUUCGGACAUCCUCCACCCUUCUGUGUAUGGUGAUUGAUGAUCUACAUGACUGAUGAUUCCUCUCUGAUUAUUACUGGUGACUACCUUUUCAUGCUCGCUUCCUUCUCGUGUUAGAUCACUCUUCUUUUUAACAAGAAAGAUCUUCUCCUGGACUGCAUAGCUUGUUGACACAAAGAAAGGCCUGCUUCCACAUAUCCAGCAACUAUCAAAGUUAGUACCGAAUUUUAUCGAAUGAUAGGUGAAAUUCUUGGUCAGACUUCGUCGAAGUCAAGUUCAAGAUUGUCAAAACCAAUUGCAACUGAGUACAACUGCAUACUGGUUGUGUUCAAGUGGAAAUCCAAAGAGCGAAGAUUGACACCCCAGAACUGAGAUUGAGAAGGAUCCUGUAAGUGUGGUUGUAAAUUUCUGAAGAACCAGUAGAAAGGUGCUCCACCAGACACUUUAAAAAGCAUAUUCGACAAGGGAUACGGUACACGCAGGCUCUGUAAUUUUUUGUUUACGCAAACUGCUUCAGAAUAUGAUUUACGCUUAAUUUAUUAUUGCUCCUAUUAGUUUACUUUGUA